This is a messenger RNA of Achroia grisella, 1146 nucleotides long. RefSeq lists its product as uncharacterized. The coding region runs from base 1 to 1146 and encodes 381 amino acids. The record is from RefSeq and is a predicted model, not a curated record. The transcript has a single exon. NCBI's taxonomy places the organism in Eukaryota, Metazoa, Arthropoda, Insecta, Lepidoptera, Pyralidae.
AUGGAAGAGGUGAAUGUUGCACCGAUUCUCAGCCCGGACGACAAGGAGUGUGAAGCUAUUUAUGCUGGCACUACCACUCGCGAGGACGACGGUCGUUAUACCGUCGCGCUUCCCUUCAAGGGUAAUGCACAUUCUCUUGGCGACUCGCGUCGAUUAGCCGAGAAAUGUUUCUUUUGUCUCGAACGCAAAAUGCAGGCUUCGCCUGAACUCAAGCAAGCCUAUGAUGACGUCAUUACGGAGUAUUUAGAUAAGAGUUAUAUUUCACCCGCACCCGUUAAUGAUGAUAGUAAUGCUCCUUCGUAUAUAAUACCGCACCAUGGAGUUAUUCGAAAAGAUAAACUCACGUCUAAAUUGCGCGUCGUACUCAAUGCUAGCGCUAAAACUAGCACGUCCGUAUCUCUCAACGAUCUUCUUUAUAAUGGACAGAAUUUACAACGCAAUUUAUUUGAUAUUAUAGUUAACUUCAGAUUAUUUUCAGUAGCUCUCUCUGCCGAUAUUAGGCAAAUGUUUCUUUGCAUUCGUAUUCGAGAGAGUGACCGCAGAUUUCAACGCAUAUUGUAUAGAUUUUCGCCUGACGAACCUCUCCAGGUUUAUCAGUUUAAUCGCGUUUGUUUUGGACUCAAAUCGAGUCCGUUUCUUGCACUGCGUACUAUUAAGCAGUUAGCCACCGACGAAGGCGAAUCGUUCCCAAAACCGAAGGAAGCGGUUCACACCGGUCUGUACAUGGAUGAUUUAGUAUAUUGUCUAGAUAGUGAAGAUGAGGCUAUCGUCACAGCUGCUGAGAUCAUCUCACUCAUGAAGGCCGGACAAUUUGAUCUUGUCAAAUGGACGAGCAAUUCGCAAGUAGUUUUAAAUUCCAUUCCGUCAACACAUCGACUUUCGUCGGUCGUAGAAUUCGAUGUGUCUGAUACGCAUAAAAUUCUGGGUCUGUGCUGGUCUCCUAGCUCUGAUUUAUUUAGUUUAAAAAUUUGCACGCCCGCUGAAAAGUGUACAAAACGCACCAUUUUAUCUUGUGUCGCAAGAUUGUGGGAUGUAAUGGGUUUCGUAGCACCCGUUAUAUUAUUUGCCAAACUUCUUGUCAAAGAGUUAUGGUUAUGCAACUGCGAUUGGGACGACGCCCCCCCUGAAGUUAUCGUCAGACAAUGA